AUGUCUAUCAAGGUAGACAUGAUCUCUGACAACUUCAAGGCGCUUCCCAUAGACGUCAGGUUCCACGUAAAGAUCGCCAGAAGCGGGAGUGUAACUGACCUUGGUUUUCUUAAUGCUGAUUGUCAGUCCAAAUCAGUUAUUUUCUUACAUAUUCUUCCAUUCUGCCCUUAUAAUUCUUCAGUUAUUUUCUCACCUUUUCUUUCAUUUUGCCUUUUUUUAUUUUCUCACCUUUUCUUUCAUUUUGCCUUUGUAUUUCUGGAUAUACUUUCUGACCUUUCCUUCCAUUCUGUCUUUAUAAUUCUUGAGUUAAUUUCUUACCUUUUCUUCAAUUCUACUUUUAUAAUUCUUCAGUUAUUUUCUUACAUUUUCUUCCAUUCUGACCUAAUAAUUCUUCAGUUAUUUUCUCACCGUUUCUUUCAUUUUGCCUUGUUAUUUUCUCACCUUUUCUUCCAUCCUGCCUUUGUAAUUCUUGAGUUAUUUUUUCCCUUUCUUCCAUUAUGCCUUUAUAAUUCUUCAGUUAUUUUCUCACCUUUUCUUCCAUCCUGCCUCUGUUUUUACACACUUUUUUUCAUUUAUAAAAAAUGUUCGAUUUAUUCUUUACCUUUUCUUAACUUUUCUUCUAUGAUUUUAUUUUUUAUUUUCUCUUUCUUUUCUUUCACUUUUACUCUUUUCUUUUUCUGCUGUUUGUUUUAUAUUUUCUUUUCUUUUUACUGUCUCUAUUCCUCAACUUUCUUUCUUUAA
This is a messenger RNA of Acanthosepion pharaonis, 741 nucleotides long. The record is from the annotation of a GenBank genome assembly. NCBI's taxonomy places the organism in Eukaryota, Metazoa, Mollusca, Cephalopoda, Sepiida, Sepiidae.